AUGCCUUCAGUGCUUGGAAAAGGCCAUGUUUUAGAGGUCUUUGUCCUGGCCCGAGGAGGUGCCUUCACCCACGUGGAAGCUCAGGGAAAGUCCAUGUUCCCCCCCCCCCAGCCACCUGGGGUCCCUCAUCUUGCAGUACACAGGAUAAGUAUUCAUAGAUUUCCUCAAGAUAUUUCAAGCCCCAGAGUAUUCUUUGGCUACAUUCGUUUGGACAAGAUGAACUAUGAGCAAGAGAUUGUGCAAAAGCGGACUUUUACAAAAUGGAUCAACUCUCAUCUUGCUAAGCGGAGUCCCCCAUUGGUUGUAGAUGACCUUUUUGAAGACAUGAAAGAUGGAAUUAAGCUACUGGCUCUCCUGGAAGUUCUAUCAGGGCAGAAACUGCCUUGUGAGCAAGGACGCCACAUGAAAAGAAUUCACUCAGUGGCUAAUAUUGGCACUGCCCUUAAGUUUCUUGAAGGAAGGAGGUCCAUGUACAGAGGAUCACCGAUUAAACUAGUGAAUAUAAACUCCACGGACAUUGCUGAUGGUCGACCUUCUAUUGUUCUUGGCUUGGUUUGGACCAUUAUUUUAUAUUUUCAGAUUGAAGAGUUGACAAGCAACCUACCACAACUCCAGUCCCUGUCCAGUAGUACAUCUUCAAUGGACAGUGUCCUCAGCUCAGAAACUGCCAGCCCACCAAACAAACGGAAGGUAGCAACCAAGGCCCAAGGAAAUGCUAAGAAAGCCUUAUUAAAGUGGGUGCAGUACACAGCAGCAAAGCAGGUUGGGAUUGAAGUAAAAGAUUUUGGACGAAGUUGGAGAAGCGGUGUGGCAUUUCACUCAGUUAUUCAUGCUAUUCGUCCAGAACUAGUGGAUUUGGAGAAAGUAAAAGGAAGAUCUAACAGGGAGAACUUGGAAGAGGCUUUCACUAUUGCUGAAACAGAAUUAGGAAUCCCAAGACUCCUAGAUCCUGAAGAUGUGGAUGUGGAUAAACCAGAUGAGAAGUCUAUUAUGACUUACGUAGCCCAGUUUCUGAAAUAUUAUCCUGAUGUUCAUAACACAAGCACUGAUGAACAAGAGAAUGAUAGAGAAGAAAGGCUGGUGCCAAGAGAAACAAAAGUUUGGAUAGAACAAUUUGAAAGAGAUAUGACGAGGGCACAAAUGACAGAAGCAAGUUUACAGGACAAAUAUCAGUCAUUUAAGCACUUCAGAGUUCAGUAUGAAAUGAAGAGGAAACAGAUUGAACUUUUAAUUCAACCAGUACGUAGAGAUGGAAAAUUGUCACUAGAUCAAGCUCUGGUAAAGCAGGCAUGGGACAGAGUGUCCUCCAGGCUCUUUGAUUGGCACAUACAGCUUGAUAAGUCUCUUCCGGCACCACUAGGCACAAUAGGAGCCUGGCUAUAUAGGGCAGAAGUUGCCUUACAGGAGGAAAUAACCAUUCAGCAGGUCCAUGAAGAAACUGCAAACACAAUACACCGGAAACUGGAACAGCAUAAGGAUCUACUUAAAAACAUAGAUGGCCACAGGAAGGCAUUCCACGAGAUCCACCGGACCAGAUCUGUUAAUGGUGUCCCUGUUCCACCUGAACAGUUAGAGGACAUGGCUGAAAGGUUUAAUUUUGUUUCAUCUGCCUCGGAACUGCACCUAAUGAAAAUGGAAUUCCUGGAAUUAAAAUACCGGCUGUUGUCACUGUUAGUUCUAGCAGAGUCAAAGUUAAAGUCAUGGAUCAUCAAAUAUGGAAGAAGGGAGACAGUGGAGCUACUUCUACAGAAUUACAUUUCUUUUAUAGAAAACAGUAAAUUCUUUGAACAAUACGAAGUGACAUACCAUAUCUUGAAGGAGGCUGCUGAAAUGUAUGUCAAGGCAGAUGGCUCAGUGGAAGAGGCAGAGAAUGUGAUGAAAUUCAUGAAUGAAACAACAGCUCAAUGGAGGAAUUUGUCUGUGGAAGUGAGAAGCGUCAGAAGCAUGCUGGAAGAAGUAAUUUCUAACUGGGACAGGUACAGCAAUACUGUAGCCAGUCUGCAGGCCUGGCUUGAGGAUGCUGAAAAAAUGUUAAAUCAAUCAGAGCAUGCAAAAAAGGAUUUUUUCAGAAAUUUACCUCACUGGAUCCAGCAACACACAACUAUGAAUGAUGCUGGCAAUUUCCUUAUUGAAACAUGUGAUGAGACUGUUUCUCGAGACCUUAAACAGCAGUUGCUUUUGUUAAAUGGACGAUGGAGAGAGUUGUUUAUGGAAGUGAAACAAUAUGCUCGAGCAGAUGAGCUUGACCGAAUGAAAAAAGAAUAUCUAGAUUGUGUUACCAAUUUGUCUGUCUUCACUGCUGAAGCCAAUGGGAAACUUUCUGAGCCUUUGGAUGUUUCUUUUCUUAAUGUCAAGAUGUUAUUUCAAGAUUUAGAGGAUGUCAAGCAGAAGAUGCCUGCUAUGGAAGCUCAGUACAAAAUUAUUACAAGGACAGCUCAACUCAUUACAAAAGAAAGUCCCCAAGAAGAAGCUCAUGAAAUACUUGCAACCAUGUCUGGACUUAAAGAUCAGCUAAAUAAGGUCAAAGAAUUUUACCCUUCAUUACUUUAUGAGACUCAACAGCUGCUGAUUCCAUUGGAAGAACUAGAAAAGCAGAUCACACUCUUUUAUGAGUCACUUGAGAGAGUCAAUGAAACUAUGUCACUCCUUGAACGUGAAGCACAAUCUACGGCCCUUUUUAAACAAAAGCAUCAGGAGCUGUUAUCUUAUCAAGAGAGUUGCAAGAAGACUUUGACAUUAAUUGAGAAGGACAGCCAAAAUGUUCAGAAAUUUGUGGCCUUGAGUAAGGUGUUAAAACAUUUUGAUCAGAGCAUGCUACAAAGGAAAGUUGCUGAGGUUCAUGUUGCUUUUCAGAAUAUGGUAAAGAAAACUGGUGAGUGGAGAAAACAUGUGGAAACAAAUAGCCGUUUGAUGAAAAAAUUUGAGGAGUCCAGAGCAGAAUUGGAGAAAGUUCUCCAGAUUGCCCAGGCCAGCAUAAAAGAAAAAGGGGAUCCUGAAGCACUUCUGAAAAAGCAUACGGAGUUUUUUAGUCAGCUGGAUCAGAGGGUAUUAAAUGCCUUCCUGAAAGCUUGUGAUGAACUAACUGACAUCCUCCCUGAGCAAGAACAGCAAGGUCUACAGGAAGCUGUUAGAAAACUCCAUAAACAAUGGAAGGAUCUCCAAGGAGAAGCUCCCUAUCAUUUACUUCAUCUGAAGAUAGAUGUGGAAAAAAACAGGUUUCUAGCUUCAGUAGAAGAAUGCAAAUCUGAGCUUGGUCGAGAGAACAAGUUGGUGCUACAGGAAGGCAGUGAAAAGAUCAUUCAAGAGCAUAAGAUUUUCUUCAGUGACAAAGGACCCCAUCAUCUUUGUGAGAAAAGGUUACAGCUGAUUGAAGAGCUCAGUCUGAAACUUCCAGUUCGUGACCCAGUGAGGAAUACUCCAGAGCACUGCCAAGCCACUCUCAGAGAUCUUAAAGCUAUGAUCGAUAGCACGUAUAAGAAACUAAUGGAAAACCCAGAUAAAUGGAAGGAUUACAAGACAAGAUUUUCUGAAUUCUCAUCAUGGAUAUCUGCAAAAGAGAGAGAGUUACUUGUGAUGAAGCAGGAAGCCAAAGACACUGCCACAUAUGGAAAGUUCAAACUUGCUGCAGAGGAAAUUAGAGAUGAAAUAAACAAACAAGGAGAGAAUCUUGGAUGGCUGAAGGCUAGGCUGAAAACACUAACAGAAGUUUCUGCUGAGGAAGAAAUCCAGAAGCAGGAUGAUGAGCUCUCAAAACUCUCAAGUGACUUCAAGAGCCUCAUAGCUUUGCUGUCAGAGGUUGAAAAGAUGCUAAGUACUCUUGGAGACCAUGUCCAGUAUAAGGAAAUUGCAAAAAGUUCCCUUGAACAGUUAAUUAACACUUCUAAAGAAGUUCAGGAUGAAGCAGAAAAGAUCUUAGAUACUGAAAACUUCUUUGAAGCCCAGCAGUUACUUCUUCAUCAUCAGCAAAAGACCAAGAGGAUCCAUGCAAAGAAGAAAGAUGUAGAGGAGCAGAUUGCCAGGGCUAAGCAGGGUGAAGGUGGGCUACCAAGCAGAGUCCAAGAGGAACUAAAGAAGCUGGAGAAUACCUUGGAGAAUAUGGAGCAGAAUAGGGAGAAGCAGGAGCGCCGUCUUCAGGUGACAAUAAGAAAGUGGGAGCGCUUUGAAACAAACAAAGAAACAGUGGUCAGAUACCUUUUUCAAACAGGUUCCAGCCAUGAACGUUUCUUGAGUUUUAGCAGCUUAGAGAGCCUGUCCUCAGAACUGGAUCAGACAAAGGCAUUUUCUAAACGUACAGAAGCUAUUGCAGUCCAGGCUGAGACUCUCAUGAAAGAAGCAUCAGAAAUACAGCUGGGAUCGAAGACUAAGCAGAUUCUUCAGCAACAGGCCAAAUCAGUCAAAGAACAAGUCAAAAAAUUGGAAGACACCCUUGAAGAAGAGUAUGUGCUUGACAAGUCCUAA
This is a messenger RNA of Gracilinanus agilis (Agile Gracile Mouse Opossum), 4458 nucleotides long. RefSeq names its product nesprin-1-like. The coding region runs from base 1 to 4458 and encodes 1485 amino acids. Gene Ontology annotation, cellular component: cytoplasm; meiotic nuclear membrane microtubule tethering complex; nuclear outer membrane. Gene Ontology annotation, biological process: nuclear migration. NCBI's taxonomy places the organism in Eukaryota, Metazoa, Chordata, Mammalia, Didelphimorphia, Didelphidae. Gene Ontology annotation, molecular function: actin filament binding. The record is from RefSeq and is a predicted model, not a curated record. The transcript has 32 exons.